AUGUUUGCUUCUUCCCAGCAUUAUAAAAAAGGCUUGAAACCAUACAAGGAUAGAGAAGAAGCUGCGUGUUACAAAAAGAAAAUGGAGGAUUCAAAGUGCAAGUGGGAGCAAACUCUCUUUGACAUUGCCUGCUGCAAAUGUGAAAACUCACGUUGCUGUUCCAAAGAAAGAAAGGUCCCAGUUAUAAAAAAAACUAUUUUUAAUCAAUCAGCUAAGUACAUAAAAGAUGAUAGGAACAAUCUACCAGAAAACUUCAAGUUAGCUGAAAAAGACAAGAAAGAUAGAUAA
Brassicogethes aeneus is the source of this 288-nucleotide messenger RNA. The record is from the annotation of a GenBank genome assembly. Lineage: Eukaryota; Metazoa; Arthropoda; Insecta; Coleoptera; Nitidulidae.